UCUCACUGAAUCUUUAAAUGUCAAAGUCAACGUAUUCUUCAUUGUCAGAAUGGGUACUUCAGACUUCUUUAGAGCACCUAUUUAUACCCAAAGAAAAACUCGAAUCAGGUUUCAUUAAACAGGUCUAUUAUAUCAAGAACAAGGCUUUGAAUGUCAAUUGUUUAAUGUUUGUUGUAUCAGACCGCUUCUAUUCUAUUCCAGUUCUCGUGGAAGAAGCGAAGGCUUUAAAAGAAUUCGGCAUAUCCAAUCUCGGUGAAAUGGAAAUUCAAAAUUUAUACAACCACAUUAUUACCUUUAAAAAAUCAGCAAUGGCAGUCUACUUACAUCAGUCCGCAUUAUACCCAUACAUUAUUGCUGUCGAUUGGUCUUCACCAAACAGAAAAAUAUCUUACAAAGCAAACUCGCAACCCGUUUACAAUAACCCUAAAUUACAACCUUGGAUUCAAUCCUUGAAACAUGUUACAAUUCCUAAUCAAAGCUUACCUUCUGUUUGCUUUUCUGUCAAAACAAUUAAUGCGCUAUUCCCACUUUUUCACCUUUUCGAACCCAUUGCCCAAAAAUUCUUUCGAGAAUCGCAUCUUCCUGCAGAAGCAGUCAAUCAUGUCGCACAAACAAGCUCGAAAUCAGGCCUGCCAUCCACACCUGCAACUUUAAAUAAACCUGUGGCUACUCUUAAGCUUAAUCAGGCCCAACCAGACACACGUCCUUCUGCAACACCGACAUCGAAUUCAGUCGAUAUACAAAAGGAACCGCUCAAUAAAAAGAAAGAUAAAUGUGUCAUUAGGCCUGCCGUAAAAGAGAAAGUUCAGAAAUCCACAUCAGCAUCAUCUCGCGAUAAAACCAAUGCGAAAAAGUCUACUAAAAAGUCUACAGAUAUUGUGAAAAAGACAACAGCUUUAGUAAACUCAUUGGCACCUGAAUUGCUCGAUAAAAGCAAGGAUACAGCUACCAAAUUAGUGAAGAAAGCUAAAGUGAAAUCUAAAACUACCACCACCACCACCAAACAUACUUCAGCUAGUUCUUCAAACACUUCCACCGCCACACCUGUUGUAUCUAUAGAAGGACCCAAACAACCUCCAGCCCAAAAGAAGGUCAAAACAGAUGCCUUCAAGUCGACAAAUCUAUGUGCAGUACCCACUUUUACUCCUUCCAUUCAACCAGGUUCAUACUUAUACCCGCAAAACGACAUCGCCAUGGCCGACCCACAAGAGGACCACAAAGCUUUGAUCGAGAAAAGUUCUUUAUCUCCAACUGCAGACUUAUCUAUAAGUAUAUCGAGUAAUACAAGAGAUCCCUUGAUUAAAUCCGAAUCAUCAAGUCCGUCACUGAAGCACUUUUUACUUUACCCCACAGCAGAACCAGUAGUUGCAGCAAACGCAACAACAGUAACACCAACAACAACAAAUAAACCACCACCCACAAGCACAAAUAAAAAUAAAAAUAAACCAGCAUCCACAAGCACAAAUAAAAAUAAUCUACCGCCUGCAGAUACGAGCUCAAAUAAACCAUCAUCCACAAGUACAAAUAAAAAUAAACCACAAACAACAGGGACGAAUAAAGAUAAACCUCUAUCCACAGGUACGAAUAAAGAUAAACCUCUAUCUACAGGCACGAAUAAAGAUAAACCCCUACCCGUAGGCACGAAUAAAGGCAAACCUCUACCCACAGGCACGAAUAAAAUUAAACCUCUACCGACAGGUACGAAUAAAAUUAAACCUCCAGCAUCAUCAAGUCAACCACCAGACCCAAAGCCUGCCAUCAAGAAACCCACUGGACUCACUUCUAUUUUGGACACCACUAAUUUUGCUAUAGGAAUGAAAAGACCUCCUCAUUCUGCAACUUCAAGUAUUAAGAAGGCAAAGUUGGUCAAUACCAGUACAUUCCCAACCCCAUCUUCAUCCACAAGAGUAAAUCUCGCAGACAACAGUGAUCUGAUCGAAGUAUUUAGCUUGGUUGACAAGACACCCAAAGUCCGGCGCAGCAAAAAGACCACCCCAACAACAGUAUCAAAAUCAAAGAGUUCUGUGAUAGAAACGGCUAGUUUGACGAAAGUCUUGCCACAACAGUUAAAUGCAUCAAUGAUUACUGAUCUUCACCAAACCGUGAAAGAAACUCUAUCUAGUGAAGAUACACGACAGAGAAAAAGAAUGCAACAAAGUGUUCCUCAAGAAAAAAUACCGAAAAAGAUCAAAAUAUCCCCUCCACAAGCAAAAGAGGAUCAACAUGUACAAAAAGCAAAAGAAGAUCAACUUGUGCAAGAUGUGGUUGAAAAGAUACAUGCAGAAGAUUCAAGUUCUUUGUGUAGAUUUGAUAGAUUAUCCCAAUUGAGGAAUCGCACAUAUUAAAUAAAAAUAUGACUGCAAAGAAACACUAAUCAUUGAAGGCACAUUUACUAAAAUAAAACCCUCCUAUUACUUCUGUUUUACACAAACGCCGGAUGUCUUUGCUUUUUUGUACAGUCACACCAAGGGGAGAUAUAAAAACAUUGAUAAAAAACAAAAACAAAAAAAAAAAUGCUCGCGCGUUUUAGAAUGAUC
Molecule: messenger RNA, 2537 nt
Organism: Mucor mucedo
Lineage: Eukaryota; Fungi; Mucoromycota; Mucoromycetes; Mucorales; Mucoraceae
Exons: 3
Coding region: 18-2345 (775 amino acids)
Source: RefSeq, a predicted model, not a curated record